Symsagittifera roscoffensis is the source of this 2850-nucleotide messenger RNA. RefSeq names its product sodium/nucleoside cotransporter 1-like. The transcript is spliced from 3 exons. Gene Ontology annotation, cellular component: plasma membrane. The record is from RefSeq and is a predicted model, not a curated record. Gene Ontology annotation, biological process: nucleoside transmembrane transport. The coding region runs from base 289 to 2850 and encodes 853 amino acids. Gene Ontology annotation, molecular function: symporter activity; nucleoside transmembrane transporter activity. NCBI's taxonomy places the organism in Eukaryota, Metazoa, Xenacoelomorpha, Acoela, Convolutidae.
UCUGUCAAAACAUUACGAUUGAUCUUUAUAAAUAUACUUGAGCAGCAGCAGUCCUUUGUUUUAUCACGUUCUGAUUUAUCUGAUUUAAACUUCAAACAAACUAUACGAUAACUUUUAAAAAUGCCAAGUUAAUUUGGUUUUUUCACGCUCAGAUCAAAGUUUACUAUUAUCCAAAAACUACAUAAUCACUUUAAUUUUAUACGCCUAUUUAGCGCUUUUUGCUUAUUUCUAAGUUUUGGAAACUGAAACUACUGCAUGCUUUGCUAAUUCUGUUCACAAUCAUUAAAAAUGAGCUUGGAAUGUGAAAAUAACGAUGGAUUUCGUGAAUCUAAAGAAGACCUCGAUCCUUCUGGAAUCCAUGUUGGGGCUUCGCCAGGUCUCAAAGGUGCAUUUCACCCUGUCGAUGAAAACAACAAGAAUCAUUUGAGUUUCCGCAACAAAAAACCGAUGCCCUGGACUAAAGUGGUCGAAUUUGGGGAGAAUUUUAAGAUUGGAGCGAAAGAAAAACUAUCACGAGAUCUGACCAAACGAGUGAUAGAACUAGUGGUCUAUGUGGUGAUUGGUGUGUACGUUAUUGUGGCUUCCGUGCUUCAUUUUGAUGAUGCGAAACCCACCCUCAUAAUAUACUGCAUAGCUGUCUUUUUCUACGCCCAGAAAAUAAGCAAACUCGGAAUACGCAAGUUGCUCAACUCUUCUCGAAUCCAAGACAAACUCGAGCAUCUCCUGAAGUCCAAGAGCUGGAAGUACUUGCGAAUAACAAUUUCGGCAGUCUUCUACAUAAUUAUAGCAUGUCUCAUCAUUUUUGUCACUAUCUAUUGGAACUAUGAGGAUCCUGUUCGACUCAAAUCUGCAGGCGGACUCCUCGUUCUCGUCCUGUUUUCAGUCCUAAUCUCUAAACACAAAACUCAUAUCAAGUGGCGCACUGUAUUUUGGGGCCUUGCUCUUCAGUUCGGAUUUGGAGUCUUCGUUCUCCGAACCGACGUCGGCUUCGAUCUGUUCGACUGGCUCGGCGAAACUGCUAGCGACUUUCUGGAUUUCGGGUUGGUCGGAGUUAACUUCAACUUCCAGCCGCAAGGAAAGCCCCCUGUCAGUAUUUUUGCCGUCACCACUCUUAUGAUCAUUCCUUUCUUCUCAGCUUUUGUUUCGUUCCUCUAUCACAUCGGCUUAAUGCAGUUUAUCAUCAGGAAAAUAGCGUGGGUGAUGCAAAAGACUCUGGCAACGACAGCCGUGGAGUCUAUCAGCGCAGCUGGAAACAUAUUCGUCGGCCAAACUGAAGCACCGCUUUUGGUCAAACCAUACAUACAGACUAUGACUCUAUCUGAACUGCAUGCAGUUAUGACGGGUGGUUUUGCCACUAUUGCAGGCGGCGUUUUUGCCGCCUAUGUUUCGAUGGGUGUCUCGCCCUCUCAUCUCAUUUCGGCGAGUGUCAUGUCCGCACCCGCCGCUUUGUCAUUUUCUAAGAUCGUUUAUCCAGAAGUUGAGAAAAAUUUAGAGGACGAAGAUGAAGAAACUGAGCACGUUUUCUUAUCCGAAAGAAAAGCGAAUGAGACUGAACAAAAGGAAGACGAAGAUAGCAGAAAUGAUGUCGCAGAGGAAAUCAAACGUGAUCGAGUUAGCGAUUCUGGUUAUGUGAACUUUGUUCACGCUAUAGCAGAUGGCGCAGGGGAUGGAAUGAAGAUGGUGCUGAACAUCAUCGCCAACCUAAUUGCCAUUUUGUCACUACUAGAAGCUACCAACUACAUGCUAACAUACCUGGGCGAAUUGAUAAACAUCAAAGACUUGACGCUGUAUGUUAUGUUCCAGUAUAUAUUCUACCCUUUGGCGUUCAUUUUGGGAGCAGAUUCAGAUGAUUGUUUGAAUGUGGGAGAGCUUUUAGGACUGAAAACUAUCGCUAACGAGUUCAUAGCCUACGAUCAAAUGGGACGAAUAAACGCAGGCAGUCAACCUCUUUCGGCUAGGUCAAAUAUAAUCGCAACUUAUGCCCUCUGUGGGUUCAGCAAUCUGGGGUCAAUUGGCAUCCAAAUUGGCGGGUUGGGAGCAUUGGCUCCGAACAGAAAAGGAGACAUGGCCAAAAUUGGAAUCAGUGCUUUCAUCACUGGAAGCAUCGCUUGUUUUUCAACUGCAUGUAUUGCUGGACUUCUCUACGAAUCACGUGUCAUGUCCGCACCCGCCGCUUUGUCAUUUUCUAAGAUCGUUUAUCCAGAAACUGAGCACGUUUUCUUAUCCGAAAGAAAAGCGAAUGAGACUGAACAAAAGGAAGACGAAGAUAGCAGAAAUGAUGUCGCAGAGGAAAUCAAACGUGAUCGAGUUAGCGAUUCUGGUUAUGUGAACUUUGUUCACGCUAUUGCAGAUGGCGCAGGGGAUGGAAUGAAGAUGGUGCUGAACAUCAUCGCCAACCUUAUUGCCAUUUUGUCACUCCUAGAAGCUACCAACUACAUGCUAACAUACCUGGGCGAAUUGAUAAACAUCAAAGACUUGACGCUGUAUGUUAUGUUCCAGUAUAUAUUCUACCCUUUGGCGUUCAUUUUGGGAGCAGAUUCAGAUGAUUGUUUGAAUGUGGGAGAGCUUUUAGGACUGAAAACUAUCGCUAACGAGUUCAUAGCCUACGAUCAAAUGGGACGAAUAAACGCAGGCAGUCAACCUCUUUCGGCUAGGUCAAAUAUAAUCGCAACUUAUGCCCUCUGUGGGUUCAGCAAUCUGGGGUCAAUUGGCAUCCAAAUUGGCGGGUUGGGAGCAUUGGCUCCGAACAGAAAAGGAGAAAUGGCCAAAAUUGGAAUCAGUGCUUUCAUCACUGGAAGCAUCGCUUGUUUUUCAACUGCAUGUAUUGCUGGACUUCUCUACGAAUCAUAA